AUGCAAAUUAGAAAUAAAAUCGCAAUUAUAACUGGCGGCGCGAAUGGUAUUGGUGCUGCUUUAGCUCGGCGACUUGUUCUAGAGGGUGCUCAAGUAGUUAUUGGUGAUAUUGACGAAAAAUCAGGCCAAGAGCUCACAACUGAAUUGAAUCAAAAGUUAAUAGAUUGCUGGAUAAAGACUAUCGAUACUAAUUUAAAUGCGGUAAUCAGAGGCACACAAUUGGGAAUUCAAUUUUUGAAAAAACGUGGUGGUGGUGUAAUCAUAAAUACAGUUGAGAAGCUUGGAUUUAUUCCUAUGGACGAAGCGAUUAAUGCUUAUAUAAAGAUCAUUCAAGAUGAUAAACUUACGGGUGAUACUGUCAUGAAUCCUUAUAAGAAUAAUUCUCAAAUUAUUUCGAAAACUUUCGUGGAGGAUUUAAG
Racocetra fulgida is the source of this 419-nucleotide messenger RNA. Lineage: Eukaryota; Fungi; Glomeromycota; Glomeromycetes; Diversisporales; Gigasporaceae. The record is from the annotation of a GenBank genome assembly.